CGUCGCUGAAGAAAUCCGAAGAGUUGCUACUCUGAAAGAAGCAGCGAUGGAGUUGGUGACGAAGGUUCGCGACGCCGAGCACUGGGUACAAGUGCUGGAGUCCAGCGACAAGAAACUAGUUGUUGUCGAUGUACACAAGGAUUGGUGUGGGCCAUGUAAGAUCGUGGAGCCGACAUACAAGCGCUUGACUACGGACAUCGACCACGCCGAGCGACGCCUCAUGUUUGCAACACUAAACGUUGGAUUUCACGUCGAUGGCAUCGAGGACACUGGAAGUUGCAAACCUCGAUUCCUAUUUUUUAAGGACCGCAAGCAAAUUGCCGACGUGGAUGGUGCAAACGUGCCGCUACUGGAGCAGUUGGUUAAGCAACAUUUGCCACCGCUCGGAAAUGACGACGAAGAAAACUAGCGUCUGAUAGCGAGGACGAAAUGCAAAAAUCAAGUGUGCGAUCACUAGAAAAAUCUUGAUAUUCGUGAUUGGUAAGUGAAGGCAUUGAUAGCGUGAAGGGAUCGCGAAACGAAAGCAUUUAUGUGUACUUGUCGUCGCCCGCAAAUUCAGAUUGAUGAAUCAGAGGAAGGUCGUUGGAAUACGAAGCCAGCGUCUUCCAGCCGCCCAACUCGGCAUCGCUUGCAUGUGUCCCUGUACGAGAAGUUCUGUAUCUCGAGAAGGGAGCGGUUAGUUCGUCAUUAAGCAAGAGCACGCAUGCUUUAGGACUCAGUACGUGGUUGCCUAAGCACAGAAGAUGCAACAUCAGUGAGUAAUUUCAAGUGGAGACCAGCACACCCAGGAAGCUCGCCCCACCGCAAUUUGUGCAUUUCCAGUCCCCCUGCAAAGCACAUCUCAUACAUUUUAACAUUUCUUUCACAACGGAGGGGACUAAACAAAAGCAACACCAUGUUACCGGCCACCAAUCCAUGUGCGGGGCGACCUUCUUCGAUGCGAGCGAAGCCUUCAACUGCGAACAGCACAAAGCAAUCGUUAGAUUGCGCUAUCAUUGGACGCGCCACGAGUAAAUAUUAACCAGUUGAAUGAGAUCGUUUGGUUCGGU
Phytophthora nicotianae INRA-310 is the source of this 1049-nucleotide messenger RNA. RefSeq lists its product as hypothetical. Bases 47 to 409 code for a protein of 120 amino acids. The record is from RefSeq and is a predicted model, not a curated record. The transcript has 4 exons. Lineage: Eukaryota; Oomycota; Peronosporomycetes; Peronosporales; Peronosporaceae.